This is a messenger RNA of Hansenula ciferrii, 633 nucleotides long. RefSeq names its product MARVEL domain-containing protein. The record is from RefSeq and is a predicted model, not a curated record. NCBI's taxonomy places the organism in Eukaryota, Fungi, Ascomycota, Saccharomycetes, Phaffomycetales, Wickerhamomycetaceae. Bases 1 to 633 code for a protein of 210 amino acids. The transcript has a single exon. Gene Ontology annotation, cellular component: membrane.
AUGUCAGAUACAACUUCCAUUAAUAAUGACAUUUCUCAUCAUGAUUUGAGUGAAAGUCAGACUAAGGAACAUAAUAAUACUGAGUUGAAGAAUAAUAACAUUGAAGUAUCAAUCCCAGUAAAAUCUGGGAUAAUGCACAAUUAUAGAAUACUUUGGAUGAUUAGAUGGGUUGAAUUUUUCUCAUCAGCAUCAGUUGUUACAUUAUCAGGAUUGUCUGUUGCAUAUUUUUUCAGAAGAGAUGGAAAGAUGGCGUUUGUUUUAGCUUUAGGUGCUAUAUCUUUUGUUUACCAGUCUUUAAUUCUUUAUGACAUAACUUGGUUUUUUAAUAAAUCCAAUAAAAGAUUAAUUACUUUAAGAAGAUUUGUGAUUAUUUUUGACUUAAUUUUAUCUAUUCUAUGGUUAAUAUCAUUCAUUCUGAUUACCAUUGAAUAUCCAAGAUAUGAAUGUCAUAAACAAGGUAAAAAUAAUAGGGUUGAUGGAUGCAGAUCAGGAAAAGCAUCCAUUGCUUUCUCUUUAAUCAAUUUUGUGUUUUAUUUAACUGGUGCAAUAGUGUUGCUUUUCAAUACAAAUACUAGACUGAAACCUAGAGAAAACUUUAAAUUGAUACCACAUCUUUUAGAUUUUGAAAAUUAA